AUGGCGCCGGCGGGCUCGGCAGCGGGGCCCUGGGAAGGCCGCGGGGGUCGCGCUCUCCAAGGCGUCAUCGCUGCUCGCCGGCGCUGGUCCCCGCACAAUAGAGGUGGCUUCCUUCGGAGGCGCCAGGCGAAACCGCCGAAAGGGGAGGGGAGGUUCCUCGACAUCGACUGAGAAUGCCUUCGGUCGCCAGCAUGCUAUGAGUAGAUUCCUUGCUGGGAACACCGUUUCAGACCAGACCUCACCUGAACCCGAUAGACUCGAAGAUUUCCGUCAAACGCAGAUCCUCUUCCUCCAAGGAAAACUUUCCGAAGCUCCUCUGCGGAAGCCCACGGUGCGGAGAUCCCAAGAGCCACAAACAUCCAUUCCACCGCCCCGUUCGAAUGUAUGGUACAGCUACAGGGAUCCCACCAGAAGACCUUCCUGUCAGGAUAGCCGGUCACCCUUUCCUCAGAAACCAAGUGACUCUGCAGCUUGUCCGGAGGGUGGAGUUGACCAACUCGUCUCCAACUUCCAGGGGCUGACCCUGAACACGCAGGGCGUUGAAAGGCACCUCCUGGAGACCUUGAGGGAUCUGAAAUCUGGGCAGACCGCUUGCCAACUGGCCUGCCAGCUGCGCCUCCAGACGAAAGUGGUCAACCAUCACCUCGACAAGCUCUGCCACCAAGGGCGGCUGAGUCGGUCGGAGGCGACCCCGCCAUUGUGGAGGCUAGCGGACGUCCGCGACUGCUUGGAAGCAAGCCGAGAGGGACGUCCGGCCAGCCAGGAGAAGGACUGCGGCCAUCUUCUCGACUUGGGGACCGAAGAAGACGACGAAGGAAGUUCCGCUUCUGACCAGGAGGACUCGGUCGGUUCCCCUGACAUGGCCGAAGUCAAGGAGAAGAUCUGCAGCUUCCUCUUCGGGGUGACAGACUCCACGGCGCUCAACCUGGCCAAGAACAUUGGCUUGACCAAAGCCAGGGAUGUCAACGCCACCCUCCUCGCCUUGGAGAAGCUGGGCGAGGUGCACAAGGAGAACGCCAGCCCUCCCCGGUGGUCCCUCACCGACAACAAGCGCAAACGGAUGCAGGUCAAGGUCAAAGCCGAGGAAGUCCGGCAGGCGGUCCCGCCGGACUCCGAGCCCCCGGCCCCGUGCCUCGAGCCGGAGGCCCCCGCCGAGGUGCCCUCCCCUCACCCUUCUCCCCCUCCGCCUCCGCUGCUGGAGAGCGAGGAGAAGAAAAUCGAGAACGGGCAGCAGGCCGCCGAGCCCAUCGAGCCGAGUGGCGGUGGGGGGGCCUGCCCUCCGUGGUGGAGCCCCUCGUGCAAGCGCUCCCGCUACCGCCGCUUCUCCCCUUAUGACCUUCUCGAGAGCAGCCACUGGGCCACCGACGACAUCCCCGAGGACCUGAAUGCCAUCAGCACCCAGGACGAGUCGAGAUACGUGAUGGAGUCCCCCCUGUACCCCAGCUACACCACCCAGUUGGACACGGCCUUCCAGUGCACCCCCUUGGAGAAGCUGGUGGCCUGCCAGAAGAAGAACCCGGUCAGCGGCCUGAUCGAGUACACGCAAUACAUGUACCAGCACUGCGAGUUCGUCUUGCUGAAGCAGAGCGGGCCGUCGCACGAGCCACGGUUUAAAUUCCAAGCCAAGAUUGACACCCGUCACUUCCCUCCAGCCGAAGCGGGCAGCAAAAAACUGGCCAAGCAGGAAGCGGCGGCCAUCGCCAUGAAAAUCCUUCUCCACGAAGCCCAGAACGAGGGGGAAGACAGCAUGAAGCUUGAAACGUCCCCCGAUGAGGACAACUCCCCCAAGGAGGAGGAGGAGGAGGAGGUGGUGGUG
This is a messenger RNA of Notechis scutatus (mainland tiger snake), 1816 nucleotides long. The record is from RefSeq and is a predicted model, not a curated record. NCBI's taxonomy places the organism in Eukaryota, Metazoa, Chordata, Lepidosauria, Squamata, Elapidae.